GGUUACGCGGCUUAGACGGGAGCGGUGGUGCAUUUUGUUGUUUGAUAUAUUACGCUAGCUUACGCCCGGAUCGGUGGACUUACGCUGAGAUCGGUGGACUUAGGACUGGAAGCGGUGGACUUAGCCUGGCUAUCUGGGUUCCAGGUGUGGGCAGAGCGGUGUGAUUUUAGAUCGAAUUGGUUCGGAUUCGUGCGGAUUGUUUGGGAGAGCGCAACGGAUUUCACGCGGAGGACUGUGAAAGCUUCCGUGAAGCUGGUUUGAAGCUGGAUGAAGCUGCUUUGAAGCUGCUGUGAGCUUUCGGGAAGCUGUUGGGGAGCUGCGUCAAGCCUGGCCAAGCUCUCCGUGAAUACUCUUGCAAGUCUUCUCGAGCCCCCUGAAGACUCUCCUGAGCCGCCUCGAGCCUCGCCAAGCCACCCAAGACUUCCCGAGACCUCCCGUCGCCCUGCUGACCCUGAGGUCAUCCUCAGGUCACACCAUGGAAGGCCUCGCCGCCAUGAACGAGAUGUGUCUCCAAGAACUGGUCCACGUCCAAGAAAACAUGUCAUCCAGCAUACCACCUACUCACCAACCUCUUCAACCUUCAGUGAAGGCGGGUAUCGACAGCACGACAGAGAUGACGUCGCUAGGAGGGGAGCAUGGUCAGACGACACAGACGAGUCAGACGGGGCAGACGGCACAUCAGACGGCGGUCAACGCGGUGUCCACCGUGAGAAGGACGCCCAGUGCUGGCGGCGAGCAGCCCCGGGAGCAGCCGUCUCAGUCAGUGGACACUACAGAUGAGGCCCGCGACGGAAAGAAGAAGCGUCAGAGACGCCAGCGCACGCACUUUACAUCACAGCAGCUGCAGGAACUCGAGUCGACGUUCGCCAGAAACCGGUACCCCGAUAUGAGCAUGCGGGAGGAGAUCUCGCUGUAUACUAACCUCUCCGAGGCCAAGAUUCGGGUAAGUAAAACUUGUCUUGAUAAAAAUGUCACGAAUAGCCACAAUAACUAAAUGGGCUCUUAUUAUGUA
Amphibalanus amphitrite is the source of this 1012-nucleotide messenger RNA. Its product is annotated as pituitary homeobox x-like. The coding region runs from base 476 to 994 and encodes 172 amino acids. Gene Ontology annotation, biological process: anatomical structure morphogenesis; regulation of transcription by RNA polymerase II. Lineage: Eukaryota; Metazoa; Arthropoda; Thecostraca; Balanomorpha; Balanidae. The record is from RefSeq and is a predicted model, not a curated record. The transcript has 3 exons. Gene Ontology annotation, molecular function: RNA polymerase II cis-regulatory region sequence-specific DNA binding; DNA-binding transcription factor activity, RNA polymerase II-specific. Gene Ontology annotation, cellular component: nucleus.